Molecule: messenger RNA, 1716 nt
Organism: Penicillium verhagenii
Lineage: Eukaryota; Fungi; Ascomycota; Eurotiomycetes; Eurotiales; Aspergillaceae
Product: FACT complex subunit POB3
Exons: 5
Coding region: 1-1716 (571 amino acids)
Cellular component (GO): nucleus; FACT complex
Molecular function (GO): histone binding; DNA binding; nucleosome binding
Source: RefSeq, a predicted model, not a curated record
AUGUUAUUACUCCUGGAGAGCUUUGACAACAUUUACCUCGACCUAUCCAACAAUGCCGGCAAGUGCAAGUUGGCGGAAAGUGGUCUAGGAUGGCGCCCUGCUGGCGGAGGCGACACCUUCACCUUGGACAGCAGCAACAUCGGUGGCGCCCAGUGGAGUCGCGCGGCGAAAGGGUUUGAGUUGAGAAUCCUGUCGCGAUCAUCCGGCGUGAUCCAACUCGAUGGAUUUGACCAGGAGGACUUCGAACGAUUGUCCAAGGCUUUUAAGAUCUGGUACGGCAUCAACGUUGAGAACCGCGAACACGCCCUGCGAGGAUGGAACUGGGGAAAGGCGGAGUUCACAAAGGCCGAGCUUUCCUUUAGCGUACAGAACCGACCCGCCUUUGAGGUUCCAUACUCCGAAAUCUCCAACACCAACCUAGCUGGAAAGAACGAGGUGGCAGUGGAGUUUGCACUCUCCGCUACGGAUGCGAACGGUACCAAUUCCCAGCCUGCUGGAAGCACCAAAAACCGCGGUCGCAAGGCUGCCGCAGGACCGGACGAAUUGGUUGAAAUGCGAUUCUACAUUCCUGGUACCGUUUCAAAGAAAGAGAAGACCGAAGAUGGCGAGGGCGACGACGAGAACGAAGAGGACGUGGAGGAACAGAACGCCGCAAACCUCUUCUACGAGACUCUUAUGGACAAAGCUGAGAUUGGCGAUGUGGCUGGUGACACAUUUGCGACCUUCUUGGACGUCUUGCAUCUUACUCCUCGUGGUCGUUUCGAUAUUGACAUGUACGAAUCAUCCUUCCGGCUCCGCGGAAAGACAUACGAUUACAAGAUCCAGUACACCGCCAUCAAAAAGUUCUUCUUGCUCCCUAAGACUGAUGAGACCCACACACUCAUUGUGUUGGGUCUUGACCCGCCACUGCGCCAGGGUCAAACCCGCUACCCCUUCCUGGUCAUGCAGUUGAAGUUGGACGAGGAAAUUAGCCUUGAACUCAACAUGACCGAGGAUCUGCUAAACACCCAAUACAAGGACAAGUUGCAACCGCACUACGAGGAGCCAAUUCAUCAAGUGGUAACCAAAAUCUUCCGAGGUCUGUCAGGAAAGAAAGUUAUCAUGCCAUCCAAGGACUUCGUCAGCCACCAUGGACAUCAUGGAGUUAAGUGUUCCAUCAAGGCCAAUGAGGGUCUGCUGUACUUCCUGGACAAGAGUUUGAUCUUCGUGCCUAAACCGGCGACUUACAUUCAAAUGGAGAACGUGGCUGUAGUGACCAUGUCGCGUGUUGGUGGUGCUGUUUCGGCCAGCCGCACAUUUGAUAUUACGGUGAGCCUAAAGGGCGGUCUGGGCGAGCAUCAGUUCAGCAACAUCAACCGGGAGGAGCAACAACCGCUGGAGGACUUCUUCAAGGCCAAGGGUAUUCGCAUUAAGAAUGAGAUGACCGAAGAUGCCUCGAGUCUCCUUAAGGCGGCACUUGAUCCCAAUGAGAUGAUGGAAUCCAGUGAAGAUGAAGGAGCUGUGCGAGCUGACCGUGGCUCGGCCGAUGAGGAUUCGGACACCCCCGACGAGGACUUUGCCGCAUCCUCCGACUCAGAUGUGGCCGAGGAAUUUGACGAAGACCACGAUAGCAGUGGUGAUGACAGUGAUGAGGAGAUGGCCGAUGCCUCUGGUGGUGAAGGAGCUGGAUCAGACGGCGAAUCGCGACCCAAGAAGAAGACCAAGACCGGCAAAUGA